AUGGCACAUUCCUCAACCCCACUAUCUUCCACGUCCUCGACCUCCACCACAAUACUUUCACCUCCCACAUCCAUACCGUCUUCUCCUGACUUCGACGAUUCCGAUAUCCAAGAACUGUUCUUGGUCGGAGGCCCAUCACGUCCUUUAUCUCGUUCCCGGAAGAAAAGAGGUGGUCAAGGGAUCGGAGGAAGUGUUGUUGGAAGUAUGAAACGUGGUUUGAAUCCUCGCAGGGACUCUGACCAAGCGAGAGAAGAUAGAUUGAAUGUACUUUUGACAAUAGCUGCAAUAUUAUUUUUGGUUCUAACGACUAUCUGGAUUGUGAAAUUGGGUAAUAGAAUGAACAACUAUUUCAGCUGGAUAGAAUAUCUACCGUUCUCAUGGAAGGCACACAGAGAAAACAAAGAAUUAUGA
Kwoniella shivajii is the source of this 411-nucleotide messenger RNA. RefSeq lists its product as uncharacterized. Bases 1 to 411 code for a protein of 136 amino acids. The record is from RefSeq and is a predicted model, not a curated record. NCBI's taxonomy places the organism in Eukaryota, Fungi, Basidiomycota, Tremellomycetes, Tremellales, Cryptococcaceae. The transcript has 2 exons.